AUGGGCAGACUCCCUUUUCACCUUAGGGAUCCUACUCCUUCUCGUCGGUUGAUGUUGAGGCGCUGGCGGUCAAUUCGUCAUCCUAUCUUUCAUGUUCUUCCAUGGAAGCCCCCGCCUAUCUAUCUUAGAGAUAUUCCAUGGAAUAUCUCUUAUAAACCUAAUUAUCCUCAGGAACCGGAAAAGUUGUCGUCUGAUGAUGCUACUACUACCUCUAUCUCCAUGCCUGAUCAGUCGACAUCAAGCAUAGCUACAAGCAGCUCCGAUCAGGUAGAGAAGAAUAAGGAUAAGAAGAAGAAAAAGAAGAAGAAGAAGAUGAAGAAGAAGAAGAAGAAGACGAUGCUCAGGCGUUUUUUACGUUUGUGUGUAUAA
Messenger RNA from Microthlaspi erraticum, 369 nucleotides. Lineage: Eukaryota; Viridiplantae; Streptophyta; Magnoliopsida; Brassicales; Brassicaceae. The record is from the annotation of a GenBank genome assembly.